Momordica charantia (bitter melon) is the source of this 3630-nucleotide messenger RNA. RefSeq lists its product as uncharacterized. Gene Ontology annotation, molecular function: protein kinase activity; protein binding; ATP binding. NCBI's taxonomy places the organism in Eukaryota, Viridiplantae, Streptophyta, Magnoliopsida, Cucurbitales, Cucurbitaceae. The record is from RefSeq and is a predicted model, not a curated record. Gene Ontology annotation, biological process: protein phosphorylation.
UUUGAAUCGUCACACUCACAUGUUCAAUUAAACAAUUAAACAAAAGAAAAAAAAAGCUCCAACCGCUGCUGCUAUUAAUGCUGGAAAAAGAUCUCAUUUGGUAGAAGAAUGAUCUAUUUCCAAUUUGGUGUCCUAGUGCUAUAAUACUAAUCGUCUCUUGACUUGACAUUUCUUCAACCAACCGUGUCUUAUGUUCUUACAAGUCCUCGCGAGUGCAUAGAUAUUAAAACAAAACGCAUUUAAAACUCUUCUUGAAUUCUCGACUUCUCUGAAAGGGUCGCCAAAUGCACAUUAAUAGCAGAGCCUACAUUUCUCAAAUCUAAAACUCAUACACAUGGCUUCUCCUUGUCAAAUUGUUCCCUUCUCUGUGUUCAUGUCGGUUAUAGCUCUCUUGAGCGGCACACUUCUUUGUGAUGGAUCGACCAUGCUGAGCAUCGACACAGACAAAAUGGCGUUGCUGUCAUUCAAGUCUCGACUCAACUUAUCAUCCGUCAGCUCUCUGUCGUCGUGGAACGAACAUUCAUCACCCUGCAACUGGACUGGUGUCAGCUGCAGCAGAUAUGGCAGCAGAAGAGUAGUUGAACUUCAUCUUUCCGGCUUCGGACUGACGGGCUCAAUAGAUCCUCAUGUUGGGAACCUUUCCUUCCUUGAAUCUCUUCAACUUCAGAACAACAAAUUCACGGGACCAAUCCCUAGACAAAUCGGUAACCUUUUGCGCCUGAGAGUUGUAAACAUGAGUUCCAACAAUUUAGAAGGGGGACUUCCCUUCAACUUCAGCGCAAUGGCUGCACUUGAGAUUCUUGACUUGAUGUCAAAUGAAAUCACAGGCAGGCUUCCUGAAGAGCUGGGCAGUUUAACCAACCUACAAGUCUUGAACUUGGCACACAACCAACUCUUCGGUACAAUUCCUGCAACCUUUGGAAACAUUUCUUCGCUCGUUACCUUGAACUUAGGGACCAACCGUCUGAGUGGAUCGAUUCCCAGCCAAGUGGGUGACCUUAAAAAUCUCAAGCAUGUUGUGCUCCGUAUCAAUGAUCUCUCUGGUGCAGUUCCACCCAACGUGUUCAACAUGUCUUCGUUAGUCACCAUGGCCUUAGCUUCAAACAGACUUGGGGGAACAUUUCCAAAUAACAUUGGAGAGAGUCUCCCCAAUCUUUUAGUCUUCCACUUUUGCUUCAAUGAAUUUACUGGAACAAUCCCUCGGUCAUUCCACAACAUCACGAAAAUUCAAGUCAUACGCUUUGCUCACAAUUUUCUUCAUGGAACGGUGCCACCAGGUCUGGAAAAUCUCCGUGAACUUUCAAUGUAUAAUAUUGGGUCAAAUAGAAUCGUCAGCGUGGGUGAAAAUGGACUUAGCUUCAUAACUUCUUUGACAAACAGCUCGCAUCUCAACUACCUUGCAAUUGAUGAUAAUCAGUUGGAAGGUCUAAUUCCAGCAUCAAUUGGAAAUCUUUCGAAGGACCUUUCGAUAUUGAACAUGGGAGGGAAUCGUAUGUAUGGCAAUAUACCUACCUCAAUUGCUAAUUUGCGUGGCUUGUCUCUGCUGAAUUUGAGCGACAACUCGUUAUCAGGUGAAAUCCCACCUCAAAUAGGCAACUUGGAAAAGUUACAAAAGCUUGGUUUGGCCAGGAAUCGAUUUUCUGGUAGUAUUCCAAGUUCCUUGGGUGAUCUUCGAAUGUUGAGUGAAAUUGAUUUUUCAGGAAACGAUCUGGCUGGUAACAUACCCACGUCUUUUGGGAACUUUACGAAAGUAAUCUCAUUGGACUUGUCCAACAAUAAGCUCAAUGGAAGUAUACCAAGAGAGACUCUCAAUUUGCCUGGUUUAAGCAUGGUUUUAAAUCUCUCUAAUAACCUUUUCAGUGGGUCUCUUCCUGAAGAAAUCGGAUCUUUAGAAAAUGUUGUAACCAUUGAUAUAUCUAAUAACCAUAUCUCUGGUAAUAUUCCUCCUUCAAUCAGUGGUUGCAGAAGCUUAGAGGUAUUGAUAAUGGCCAGAAAUGAAUUCUCGGGUCCCAUUCCUGGAAUUUUAAAAGAUCUUAGAGGCCUCCGACGUCUUGACAUCUCAUUAAACUAUCUUUCAGGCCUCAUUCCUAAAGAGCUUCAAAGUAUAACAGGCCUUCAAUAUUUAAAUCUCUCUUUUAAUAACCUGGAGGGAGCAGUCCCCAGGGGUGGAGUGUUCGAAAGCAACAGCAGAAUUUAUUUAGAAGGAAAUCCAAAGCUUUGCCUGUAUCCUUCAUGUCCAGAGAGUGGAUCUAAACGUGCCGAAGUAAUUAAAGUUAUCGCCUUCACAGCUGUAUUUUCAACACUAGCACUCUGCUUUAUCAUUGGUAUGCUGAUCUAUUUUAAGACGAAAAAAUCAAAGAUUGCAUCAUCAUCAAUUGAAUUGCUCAAGGGAGAACACGAAAUGGUCUCUUAUGAUGAGCUCCGUUUGGCAACCAAGAAUUUCAGCGAGAAAAAUUUGAUUGGAAAAGGAAGCUUUGGGUCGGUGUACAUGGGCAGCUUAAAGCAAGGAAUUCCAGUGGCUAUCAAGGUUCUCGACAUCAACAGGACUGGUUCUACAAGGAGCUUUAUGGCUGAGUGUGAAGCUUUGCGGAAUGCGAGACAUCGAAAUCUUGUUAAACUCAUCACAUCAUGCUCCAGCAUAGAUUUCUCAAACAUGGAAUUUCGAGCUUUGAUUUUUGAACUUUUGAGCAAUGGAAGCUUGGACGGCUGGAUUCACGGCCGAAGAAGCCACGAAAGUGGAAUUGGGCUCAAUAUCCUCGAGCGAAUGAACAUUGCCAUCGAUGUUGCUUCAGCAAUAAAUUACUUGCACCAUGAUUGUGAACUCCCCAUAGUUCACUGUGAUUUAAAGCCAAGCAACAUUCUUCUAGAUGCAGACAUGACUGCGAAAGUAGGAGACUUCGGAUUGGCUCGCUUACUAAUUGAAAGUGAAAUGACCCAAUCCUUAAGUUCCACACAUGUCCUAAAAGGUUCCAUCGGUUACCUUCCUCCAGAGUAUGGUUUUGGAGUAAAGCCAACAACAGCGGGAGAUGUGUAUAGUUUUGGAGUAACAUUACUAGAACUUUUUACAGGAAAGAGUCCAACAGACGAAUAUUUCACAGGAGAACAGAAUCUGGUGAAGUGGGUGGAGUCAUGUUUCCCAGCAGAUGUGAUGGAAGUGAUAGAUUUCAAGUUGUCGAAACUUUGCAUGGAUUUGGAGUAUGAAAGACACAUCAUAAGUUUAGAUAAACAGAAGGAUUGUUUGAUCAAAGUUAUUGGAGUUGCACUAUUAUGCACUAUGAACUCUCCGACAAACCGCAUUGACAUGAAAGAUGCUGUUUCAAAGCUCAAGAAUGCCAAAGGCAGCCUUAUUUGUUCUCCAUAGAAAAGUGAUACAUGUAUUGAUCAACAAGAGAUGCAUGAUCUGUUACUUGGUAAUGUGUUGUUUUCAUCGCGCAGCAAAGAGGUGCAGGAAAAUAAAAGUACUUAUCAUCCUAAUUUGCAUUACUUGUGAAAAACACAUCUGUGAGUUGUAUCUAUGAAUAUAAGUAUUAGAAGUGGUGUAUUUAGAAUAACAUAUAUAAUUCUAAUAAUGUAUAAACUUUUGGUAUAUGAGGGUAAUUAUAAAAUUACCAGCCUGUGUGCCAACCUCAA